AAGUUCUUAACGCAAAAUCAAAGCUUAUGCAAACGAGGCGAUUAGCAGCUCACUGAAAUCUUCGUGAUAAUCGAUAAAUGGUAAAUGCAGCAGGUUUAGUGCAAGCUUUCGCACGACGACCAAGUGUGAGUAGAAAAGAGCAAAAUCUAUGUGGCGUUCAAGGAUUAAAGUGAAAAAAGUUUAAAAUAAAAAAAAAUUAUGCUGAAAGUGAGUUUAUUUGUCUAUGGUGAGAAGGUUAGGUUAUAAGGAAGUCAAAUAAACACGGAAACCUUGAAUAACAGUUAGCGAAACUGCGCAAAUACAGAAGCCGCGAAAUAAUAAGGUCCCGGUACACAUUACGCUAAAGCAAAUAGUGGGAAACCCAGUAACAACUGUUUAAAGAAAAGCGUUAAAUAAAAAUUUAUAACAUCUGUACUUAUUAACACAAGCGUUUGUAUAUACAUAUGUAUGUGCAUUGUGUGACACAUGAUUAACAACAGCGCUAAAAAAUAAUAUCAAAUAAAAAAGCGCCAUUGCAAUCAUUGUGUGAAUUUUAUAGCUCAUUAGCAAAACCAAAACCAAAACAAAACCGCUUAUCUACGCCUUUGUGACCGCGUUCUUUCUUGGUCUUCAAAUAUUUUGGUUUCGCACCUAACCGCAAUUUUAGAAUUUUUGGUUCUCCUUCACUAAUUUGUGUGUGCUCGAGCAUAAAUUAAAGUAUUGUCGCGCAAUCAACGUGUGAAAGUCCUACUAAAUUGCUAUUAAAUUAUAAACAAAUAUUUUUGGCAAUUUUAAAUAUUUUUUUCAUUCCUACGAGUUAAAAAAAUGUUAUUUCCUGAAAAUUAAUAUUGAAAAAGUGGCAAAAGCAAAGAGUAAAGCUCACCAGUGCCAAAAGUGUUGAUAAAAUAGAGUAAAGCGUGUGAUAAAUAUGCAAUAAAUUGUCUUGCUGUCAAGCGAGAGUGUGAACAGGUGUUUAUUGUUAAGGAAAUAACAAAAAUAAAAGCAAUAAAAACGUUGAAAAUUCUUAAAUUGUGUUCAAAAUAAAAAGAAUCGCCCUUUAUACAUUUUCUCGACAAAAAGUUGUAGAACUUUCGUCCAACGCCAAAAAGUGUUAAUUGGUAAUUUUAACGGCUGACGUCACACGCGCGUUAUAUCAAAACAAAAAAAGUUUUGUUCCUUCCUACUUUUUUUCAUACACUUUCUGAUUUUAAUUUUUUCGUUUUGUUCGGUUUCCAAAAUUUCGUAGAAGACAAUGUCCACUGGUCGCCGUUUAGCCAAACGUUCAAUAAUCGGUACAAAAGUUUGUGCGCCAGGUCCGGAUGGUCUCUGGUAUUCGGGCGUUAUACAAGACGUCAAGACGCCACCUACUGCCACGGUCACUUCGUCGUCGCUAUUGGCAACGAGUGAUUCUGCCGCAGUCAACAACAACGGUACAAAUCUUACCGCCGACACUAAAUAUAUAGUACGUUUCGAUUUUAAGACACAAACCAUGGAGCACAACUUGGACACAUCGCCCUCAUCGUCGUCCAAGUCGUCCGUUAUAAUGGAAGCACGUCGCACUGUAAGCGCACAUUACAUUAGUCCCGCGCAAGCUUUGCGUCGCAACGCCAUGAUUAAGGAGUUUCGCGAGUCGGACUUGAUCGGUCCGGGUUUUCGUUCCAUAUUGGGUAUACAAUUGCAGCCGGGCCAACGAGUUUUUCUCACCCACAACGGACGUGAGACUUCCGGUGAUGUCAUUGCUCAUGACGUGGAAAAGGACGAUGUUGUCGUAAAGAUCACCACAAUCGGAACUGAGGUGAGUAGUGUAGUUAGUGGUGUAAUAUUAUAACUAAGUUCUGCCGUUUCCCAAAGGUCGAACGUAUUUUAUAUAUAGUAAUUGAAAACCUUACCAAUGCAACUCUGUUUUGGUCUUGCUAAAUACCUACAUUUGUGUUGGCUUCCAACAUAAUUUCUUUCACUGAAUGCCACUUGCUUGUUUAUGUUUUCCAUUUCUCUAUUAUCUUUUUGCUACAAUUCCUUCCCAACCCCCAAUUGUGUAUGUUGCGCACCCUUGGGGAGGAAAUGCGCGCUGCUUCGAGGUUGAUACUGUCGUGUAUGGGCUGUGUUGCCUCUCAACUCGUGUGGUUUUCUUUUACAUUGGCCUUCUUUUCAUCGUUUUUACCAUUUCAUGUUUGUUGUUCAUAUGUUUGUUUGGAAGAGCGCUUUACACAAGUCCUCCGCUCUGCCACUUGCCUUUGGGCUCAAGUACGCGCAUCUGCAACGGUAGUUGUAUCUGUGUCUGCAUUCGUGGCAGUGGCAAGUUCGAGGUAUAUACUCGUAUUGGGUAAGUAUGUCAAGGUUAAGCGCAUUCGGUAGGGUGGCGCAUGCGAAUUAGAGCAUGAGAGGGAGCCAAGUGCAUUUUACAUACCCCAAUGAUUGUACUCGUAGCCAUAGCGAGGCGACUUCGAUAUGAAACUGUGAAAAAGAUUCGCGAACUAUGUCAAGUUUGUAUACAACUAUAUGCUUAUGUACAUAUAUAUGUAGGUGCACCCUCACUACUUCAUUGUUGGCUGAAAGUUCUGGUAUAUGAAUGAUUUUUAUGCUUUUACUUUUAUUUAUUUACUGCUACCGUUAUGUUGAAGGGACUUGGCCGUAUUGGUGUUUAAGGACAUAUAAACUAUUUACCAGCUGGAGGGGUAUCGGUUUUUCAUAUGUUGCUAUGUAUAUGACUAUAGUUCCAUAUCGUAGUUUUUUAGGUGUAAAUUAUGUCCUAUGGAACUAUAGAAAUUUAGCUCCGCUUAGAUAUCUUUCUUAUUUUGGCAUUUUAGUACCGUAAUGCAGUCAACUACUAGUAAUUGUGCAGUCGCAGAUUAAAAAUCUUAACGAAUUUCCGCUAUAGCUUAGGUAGGAAGAGGACGAGGUAGAAACAACUCAACUUUAUAUUCUUGACGGUUCCGUCUUUUCAACGUUGAGACCUCGGAACUCACACCCUUAGACGUCAGAUUGAGCAAGCGGAAAAUAAAUCACCUUGGCUGGUGAUGAGUUCAAGCCACUUUGUUGGUAUAUGAGAUAUAAUUAUUCGAUUUUUUCUCGAUACAAAGGGCCCGGUAUAGCUCCUGUCUUAAGGAUCCCAACCUAAUUUUCUAGAUUAAUUUAUAAAGAUUUUGAAUACUAAGCUUCAAGAACUUUGAUGGCGGUUUGGGCAUAUACAUACGUACAUAUCGCUCAUUUGCUGCAAGACCGGCAUAAUUCAAAAAACGUGAUUUUUGAGUUAAUGCUGCAGAAUUGUUCGUUAUAUCAUACUUCAUGUUGAGUGAAAAAUUCAUAUGAAUACCUCUUAUAUGCUCCGCUUGAGAAGAGGUGUAAGGUUGGAGUCACCGUGUAAGGUUGUAGUAAGAUGAAAACUUUAAACGCGUUUUCUGGCGAAUCGAUUUUUUUGACUUAUGCCGGUCUUGCAGCAAAUGAGCGAUAUGUACAUAUGUAUUGUUCUUGUGUGUACAUAUGUAUGUAUAUAACUAUUUGUUUUUUACCUGGUUCUGUUGAUAGCUCGUGGGAUUAGUUUUAGGUCUAAUUUUUGAGAUCAUACCCCAUUGAGGCAUAGGUUACACAUACUAUAUUCAGAAGAUCUCAAAAUAUUCAAGCGGGUUUUUUUGUCUACUUGUUUUCAAAAAAUUAUAUAUUUCUUAUUUUGAAUAUAUUACUGCUGGUUUGCUUCUUUCUUGUGAAUAUAUACAUACAUAUAUAUAUGUAGGUGUGUGUGAACAAGCGUUUGGAACGGCAUUUUUAGUUUUCCACAACUUGUUUUCUCUUUUGCUUUAAACGCUGUACGGUAUACUGUUAGUUUGUAUUUCUAUUUUCGUUUCUAUUCGCUUUUAUUGUUAUUUAUACAAAAACUAUACACCUAUACCACUACAUAUUUACCACUUUAUGUGUGGCUGCUCAUUUGAAUGCGCGCUGCUUAACCCAUACACAUGUGUGGCAUGUGUGUGUGUGUGUACGCAUGUAAAUGGGGUUGCCACGAAACAGCGUCGUUAUUUUCGUUGCCUACACGUGAGCUUCACAUGUUUUUUGUUGGUGCUUUGUGUCUUUUCUCUCUUUUAUAUUCAGCUCACCUCCAAAAUUUAGGUGUAGACCAACAAAACAAAAACAUGAGAAAUAAAAAUAAAAACAAGAAACUUUUAGACGCACGUUUCUCAACGAAUAAAUUCGCUUCAACAAAAGUGGAGGUCGCUUUUAAGCAGUCACAGCAACGAAAUGGUGAAAAGCAAAGCAAAAUAAAACACUGCUUGUGGGCGAAAGCGGCGGUAACGGGCAGGUGAUUUUAAAUAUUACCGAAAAUGACUACGUAGAGCGUUAAACGGCACAUUUUUGCAGUUAUUUGUAAUUUGGGAACGUGAAAAUGCUCCAACUUAAAAGCAAAAGUUUCAUACUGCAUUUAUCUACUUUUAGGCGUUAAACCCUGUUACAUACUUCUCUUGAAUUAUUCAGGGUUCCUUCUGUUAAAUUUUUGGGUAUAUCUAAUCUUCUUCAGCAAUAGCUUGUUGGCUUGUCUUUUGAGUUCGUGGGUUUUGAUUUAUUUUUAAUUCGCAAGCAGUUUUAAUUAAAUGCUUUUUAAUCUCUCAGGCUUUUUAGCUAUUUUUGAUUUGUUUUCUCAUUUGAUUUUGAUUUGUAAUUCGCAUUGUUCUCUCUCACUGAACUCGUUUUUUAGUGUUGUCAUGGCCAACUAAAAAUAAUAGAAGAGAAACAUAAGUAUGUAUAUGUGUUUUUAUUUCUAUUUCACUUGAUGAUUGCCACGAAGAGUAGUCGCUCAUAUAUACAAAUGCCAUGUAACGCAAAUACACUUACAUACAUAUUAUGUAUAUAUAUAUGUAUUUAGUAGUUUCUGAGUUACAUUAAUCGAGUGGAAAUAUUGGUUAACGUUUCGGGUUUCAAUACUUUUUGUUUACAUGUGUCCAAAAUGCUCAAGGCGACGAGGUGAAAUGAUUGCGAUAUGUUUGUUCAGCCAUGAUUUCGUCACGGACCCAAAAUGUCCAAUAUAAAGAUUCGACUCGAAGAUCUUUGA
This is a messenger RNA of Bactrocera dorsalis (oriental fruit fly), 5020 nucleotides long. RefSeq lists its product as uncharacterized. The transcript has a single exon. Gene Ontology annotation, biological process: regulation of transcription by RNA polymerase II. The record is from RefSeq and is a predicted model, not a curated record. Gene Ontology annotation, molecular function: DNA-binding transcription factor activity; RNA polymerase II cis-regulatory region sequence-specific DNA binding. Bases 1232 to 1807 code for a protein of 191 amino acids. Gene Ontology annotation, cellular component: nucleus. NCBI's taxonomy places the organism in Eukaryota, Metazoa, Arthropoda, Insecta, Diptera, Tephritidae.